Truncatella angustata is the source of this 1549-nucleotide messenger RNA. RefSeq lists its product as uncharacterized. Lineage: Eukaryota; Fungi; Ascomycota; Sordariomycetes; Amphisphaeriales; Sporocadaceae. The record is from RefSeq and is a predicted model, not a curated record. The transcript has 3 exons. The coding region runs from base 215 to 1549 and encodes 444 amino acids.
CUCCGACAAUAACGAACGCUUGGGUAGUAUUGAUAGGCUCAAUACCACGUUCACUUUGGCCUUCCUCCGUAUCAUCCAGGCGGUUUUGGCGACGUUGACCACAUUUUCGUUGGACGCCUCGUUUGAGCUCGUUCAAUGGAGUCUAGUCGGUGCGCGUGAGGGGCUGUCUUUUUCCAGUCUGUUGGCUCUUUCACCAACAACUGGGACACUGGGAAUGCUACGGCUGCUCGGGUCUUUCAGUUCUAAACUCUCAACAAAGAUCUGGACGGUAUUGAGAGGUUCGCUAAUGUUAAUGCUGUGGGUAUCGACUCUGGUGCUUUUUCUCCAAACGUCCCAAGUCACCGUUUAUGACACAUCGGAAAUUUACAAUGUUACAGCUGGUGUAGGGUCAUUUAACGGAACCAAUGUACAGCAGUUCAUCGACCUUCUGCAGGAUAACCAACCCGAUUAUCCCUAUCAGGUCUUUCCGUACAACUACUAUGCACCGGUAUACAACCUGGUUACCAACCCAACAUUUUCGAGCCUCGCAGAUCCCGUCAAAUGCUCGGGAAGUAGCUGCUUUUCGUAUCUUCUGAGCGGUGGCCUCGAGAUGGUGACUCCUUGGGUGUCACUGCGCGAUCCCACGUUUCCCCUGGCCAGGAUUUACGAUGUGCCUUCCAUCCAGCUGGAAUUCUCGCAGAUGCCCAGAGACUUCUCAUUUGCAUCCAAAGACUGCAGCAUAUUCGGCACAAACACCAGCACUAUCGCUGCGCGUCUCUGUGUGAGGGACGACGCGGACAAUUUUGGGGUUCUAAAUGCAGGUCUAUACGUAUGCUUGAACGGAACCGCACAUGGUGCCUGCGAAGUAGACAGCGCCACUUCCGUGCCCAACAUCACAACGACGAUGGCGGUCUUUAGCCGCCGCGCUACCGUACUGGCCGGACUUGCAAACUUCAGCAUCGUUUCGACCGAGUCGCUCUCCCCGCCGGUUCGACUCGAAGAUCUCGACAUAGCCUCCUACGAGCUGGCACUGAAGUGGCUCCUCAACUACACGGCCACCAACAUCCCGGCCCCCUCAUCCAUCAUCGAGAGUUUCUGGGUGUCCGAUGUACAGCUUACAUCACCCACAACUCAUGGGCUGUUGACACAGAGCUUUCAGUCCAUUCUCGCCUUUCCAUUCUGGCUGUUCAAUGCGAACAAUUAUGGCAACACUGCCCUCAAGACACAGGACAUGAUUGACACUCUGCCCAUUGAAUUUUACACUCAAGUCGCUGUAGUCGCCCCCUAUAGCAAGAUUGGGUUUGACAAGGGCAUGUUCAUCGCGUUCAUUGUGCUGCAGGGUGCGGCUCUACUGUUCAUUUGGGUUGUGCUCGCGUGGGUCUGGGUCUUCGUUGGAGCUAGAGAAGCGUCGGCGCUGCCUAAAAUCACCUCCUUCCCUAUAUUCGAUGUUGGUUUCAAGAGUAGAGUCGAAGGGCUUGAUCUUGGAACAGGAGAGCUGUUGAGAGCCGACGGCUCGGAAGCCUUGUAUCUUAUACAAGGUAUGAACGCUCGAGCGAAAAGGGAAUGGUGA